AUGGAGUCAGCGAAGCGAACGAAAGCAUAUAAGAAUGUUGUGAUAUCUCCUGGCCACGAGAGCGAAGAAGGUACCAUCGCCAGUGGAAAAGUAUCCAAGCUGCUUCCCCUGUGCCCCACCCGGUGGGUUCUUCGAGUAAAAGCGAUGAUGCGCUUCGUCGAGAACUACGAAAGGGUGCAACUAACCCUGAAAGACAUUUUGAAUGACAAGGGGUAUCCGCGAGACGACAAGAAGGCAGCAAUACACGGCUUCUUGAAGAAAAGGCAAAAGUUCGAGACCGUGUUUGGUCUCAACUGCGCCAUCACAAUAUUUGGACCAUGCGAAGAACUUGCAACAUCGCUGCAGAAGCCAGAUACUUCUGUGGGAGGAGCGCUGAGGGCGACGGAGGUCCUGGAAGCACACUUGACAAGGCAAAGAAAGGAGAGUGGUUUCCAAGAAGUGUACGAACGUACAGAGGGGGCAGCAAAAAAGCAUAAGCUAAAGGCCCCUUCAAACAAGACCACGCGAUGCGGUCCUCCAAGAAGGUACGAACACAGCAGCGAGCCCUGUCAACCAGCGUUUCUAGACGCGGAGACAGGCCUUCGGGAGCAGUUCUACGAAGCGUUAGAUUGUGUUCGCGCCGAGCUUGCAAGGCGAUUCAAGCAACCAGGCAUGCAAAGUCUCGCACAACUAGAGCAAAUAAUUUUGUGCGCUAUUCAAGAGAAGCCACAAACUGCAGAAGAACUUGAAAGGAAGUUAGGAUCGGACGCUACUGAUUUCCACCUGGAAAGCCUUUCAAGGCAGCUGAACAUGGUUCACUCGCUCUCAAGCGGUCAGAUCGGCUCCGUACCCGAGUUGUGCCGUGCUCUGGGCAGACAAGUCCCAGAGGUCAAGAGGAUGAUGACUGAGGUGAUGCGCCUUGCGGCACUUAUAAUGACAGUGCCAGCGUCAGCGGCAUCAGCUGAACGAAGUUUCAGCGCACUUCGGCGUAUCAAGAAUUACCUCAGAGCUACCAUGUCACAAAAGCGACUGACUCAGUUGAUGCUGCUGCACGUAAAUAGUGAGCGAGCUGCAAAACUUGAUCUGAACUGUAUCAUCAGAGAGUUUGUGUCGAGGACGGCUGAACGACGAGCCGUUUUCGGGCACCAGUGA
Ixodes scapularis (black-legged tick) is the source of this 1131-nucleotide messenger RNA. RefSeq lists its product as uncharacterized. The coding region runs from base 1 to 1131 and encodes 376 amino acids. Gene Ontology annotation, molecular function: protein dimerization activity. Lineage: Eukaryota; Metazoa; Arthropoda; Arachnida; Ixodida; Ixodidae. The record is from RefSeq and is a predicted model, not a curated record. The transcript has a single exon.